Symsagittifera roscoffensis is the source of this 1742-nucleotide messenger RNA. RefSeq names its product neuronal acetylcholine receptor subunit beta-3-like. The record is from RefSeq and is a predicted model, not a curated record. The coding region runs from base 230 to 1672 and encodes 480 amino acids. The transcript has 5 exons. Gene Ontology annotation, cellular component: neuron projection; synapse; plasma membrane. Lineage: Eukaryota; Metazoa; Xenacoelomorpha; Acoela; Convolutidae. Gene Ontology annotation, molecular function: transmembrane signaling receptor activity; excitatory extracellular ligand-gated monoatomic ion channel activity; transmitter-gated monoatomic ion channel activity involved in regulation of postsynaptic membrane potential. Gene Ontology annotation, biological process: chemical synaptic transmission; regulation of membrane potential; signal transduction.
AAAGUGUUCAAUUUUUCACAAGAUUAUAAUGCAGAUGCUUCUGACGCAGAUUACGACGUCCCUUUGAAUGAAUUACCAUUGUUCUUAUUUAUUUGUUCUGCUGGACUUUUAUAAACUGACAGAUAAAUUAACAAAACAGUUUUUCACACUAAAGUAGAUUUUUCUACAGAAACUACAAUUUGUUAAAAAAUACUCGUUGAAGCUCAUCUUUUUGUUUUGGUCGAGAAAAAUGACAUAUACUGAAGUUUUGACACUGGUUUUUGUUACUUUGGUUUCUGUGUGUCGAAAUUUUGAGACCAAUGCAAAUGGUACAAAUGGCGUGAAAGAGGAAUCAAUGAUUGUAGAAAAACUCAAAAAUUCACUUCCCAAAUACUCGCCUCCUCAAGACAUGCGUGAUAAUACAGUUCAUAUCUAUGUCGACCUGUAUCAAAUAUCCGACGUCGACGAACGCGAAGGAGUGAUGACAGCCAAGUUGUGGUUAUAUUACUACUACUACUCAGAAUCGGCUAUGUGGAAUUUUUCGGACUACGGCAACAUUUCCGAAAUCCAUGUUCCAGCGAAUACGUUUUGGUCGGCGGAUAUCAUUGCACUGGAUGCAAAAGACGUUAUCCACGAAGCCUACCACCGACAAUUCGUCAAUGGAAUGACCGGUCUGGUUGCCUACUACUCUUCUCUCGCCACCAUCAAGUUCUCCUGCUCCUUCGACGUCGCCAGCUUUCCAUUCGAUCACCAGACAUGUAACCUUGCGUUUGGACCGUGGACCAGUGAUCACAAUGUCUACACGUUUGGACCUGAUGAGGCUUUCCUUAGAGAAACUGCCGACUUGCAGUAUUACAAAGAGCACGACGAGUGGCUGUUGGAUCGACCUCUCCCGCUGCUCUUCACUAAAAGGGGCUUCAGGGGAUUCAUGUUCUUCGAUCAAAUGGUGAUGGAGAUCAACCUGACCAGACGACAUCUCUUCUAUGCUGUCAUCUUCAUGCUGCCGAACGUCCUCCUCUACGCCCUCUCGGCUCUCGUGUUCCUCGUGCCAGUGGAGUCGGGCGAGAAGAUUUCCUUCUCGAUUACAAUUCUGCUGGCGUUCGUUGUGUCAUUCGGAACUAUCUCGGAGCUUCUGCCUGCUAGCUCUCUGAACUUCCCAAUCAUUGCCUAUUUUCUCGGUGCGGCUGUGGCUCAGAUGGCUUUGGACACUAUUUUGGCCACUGUUGUUAUCAAUAUCCACUACUUGGGAGGUCGAUCCAAAAUGGGCAACAAACUGCGUCGCAUCAUCACCAGCAAAGCAACACUUGUCCUUGGCCUGCGACCCUGCCCAUUGGAAAAAGCAUUUCCUGGAAAGAAAGCGCGCGAAGAAAAGGAAAAUAUGAAAAAAAGCUUGGUUGGCAAAGCUGUCGAGAACAACAAACAUGAGCUGUCUAAAUGGUCUUCGCUUGGAGCUAAAGUUCAGGAGGGUUCAAACAAUAAAGUAGCCCCAACAGGAGCUCAAAGAAGUUUGAAGGACUUGGUUCCGGAUACCAGCGAUUUGAUGCAAGCAGUCGAUGACAUGAUGACACUGGACAGCGAGUCAAAUAUGGAGUUUCUAUGGCAAUAUAUGGCCACAAUCAUGGACCGAGUGUUCUUGUACAUCCAUAUCUUUAUAUCAUUUUUAGUUGUGAUCAUUUUCAUGACAGCACUUUGAAAUGAAACAUUUGAAUCAACACAAGCACAAUAACCAGUUGUUUGACAUUUCAAUCGACAUUAAAUUAUCA